UCGGGCUGCGCGUCGCAUGCAGCCUCCUGGCGCAGGUAACGCUGCGGUACCGCCUCUCCUGUCGGUCCAACCAACUUGGACAACAUGCCGCUCUCACACAAGACAAGUCACACCGCAGCAACUUUCUGACCGAGUCUGGAUUUAAAGGUUUUUUACCCGGAGCGUCACCCCACAACAACAACACACACACACACACACACACAAACUCCACACCAGGGUCCACGCUGAAUCCUGACUCGUGAGAUGCGAACUCACCUGAUACCUGGUGUCUAGGGGGGUUUUGGAGAAGCGUGACUUUUUAAAUAUUCUUCUUUUUUAGUUAUUAUUUUUUUUCUUGGAGCACUUACUCUGGAUUUUAUUAAGAUGAACGUCCAGUGGACCUGCUGCCUUUAUCUCCUGGUUUGUUGCGUCGGAUCUGGACUCGGGAUCCCAAACAAAUGCGACGAAGUGAGCAAAGUUUUCCAACUCAAGCAAAUUGGACCGGUACAGCUGCUGCCUUCAAGUCCCAGAUCAGGUUCAGACCUUCAGGUUUGCACGACCAAGAACCUGACAUGCUGCACCAAGAAGAUGGAGGAGAAGUACCAGGUGGCGGCCCGGAGAGACGUCCAGAACCUCCUGCAGGCGUCCAGCUCCAGCCUCAAGCUGCUCAUAUCGCGCAACGUGGCCGCGUUUCAAGAUGCGUUCGAGGCUCUGAUGAGGCAGGCGGAGAAUCACACCAACGCCGUCCUCCAGGAGUCCUUCCGCCACAUGGCUGAUCAGGCCAUGGGCGCCGUGCGGGAGCUCUUCACCGACAUCGGCCUCUUCCUGCUGGGCUCCGAGCUCAGCGUUGAUGAACUGGUGCAGCGGUUCUUCGACGCCCUCUUCCCAGUGGUCUACGGUCACCUCAUCAACCCGGGCCGCGGCGACAUGUCGCCGGGCUACGGCGAGUGCGUGAGGUCGUCGAGCCGCGACGUGAGGCCGUUCGGCGGGGCGCCCGGCCUCCUGGCCGAUCAGAUCGCUCGCUCCGGCGUCUCCGGGAAGCUCCUGCUUCAAGCGCUGAACCUCGGCAUCGAGGUCAUCAAUACCACGGACCACUUACAGCUGAGCCGCGAGUGCAGGCGGGCCCUCCUCAAGAUGCAGUACUGUCCUCACUGCCAGGGCUUAACCCAGGCCAAGCCCUGCAUGGGCUACUGCCUCAACGUGAAGCGGGGGUGCUUGGCGAGCAUGGCGGAGAUCGACCCCCACUGGAGGGAAUUCGUGCACUCGCUGGAGGGUCUGUCGGAGAGGAUGCGCGGGCCUCAGGAUCUCGAGCAGGUCCUCCUGGGAGUCCAUGCGCUGGUUCGCGAGGCCAUCGGACACGCUCAGAAACACGGACCCCGCCUCUCAGCACAGGUGCACAAACUGUGCGGCUCACCAAGCUGGAAGCCGGCGGAGUCAGUCAGCAUCCAGCACAGCAGCAGAGAGUCUAUCCCUCUUAAAGCUCCUGUCAGAGUGUUGGGAGACUCGUUCGCCACCAGGAGAAGGGAGUUUCUCGGCAGUCUGCGGCUGUACCGGACGUAUUACGGCGGCCUGGCGGAUCAGCUGUGUGUGAAUGACCUUGCAUCCAGCGACGGGAUGUCCUGCUGGAACGGAACCAGUAUUGUGAAAAGCUACACCCUCCGCGUGGUCGGCAAUGGGAUCAAAGCUCAGAGCACCAACCCCGAAGUCAAAGUGAAGGAAGCCGACCCGGUUACAAACCAGAUCAUUGACAAACUGAAACACAUCAAUCAGCUGUUGCAAGGAAAAUCCAUCCCCAAAUUGGGCUCGCUGGACCAGAUCGAAACGGGAAGCGGGGACGGGGAGGGACGCUACAGCGGGGACUGCGACGAUGAGGACGGAUGCGUCGGCUCAGGCGGGGGCGAGGUGAAGAGGAAAGUCUCCAGAGUCUCCAAGCCGGGUCCAGAUGUGGCCGGUGAUCACAAACAUCAUCAUCAUUAUCAUCAUCCACCUGUCAAGGAUUCGGAAAUAAAGGGCAGAUCCGGGAGCCUCGGACCGACGGGAGCCACCUGGGUCCUGGUGCUGCCUUGUUUACAUAUGCUCCUGGCCUUGUAACAGCUGCCUUCUUGCAGCGUGAAACUUUUAGACUUGAUUUCAAGGUUAUUUAUGCAGAAAUUAAAGGGCCAGCGGACGAGAACAAGCUACGGACUGUCACGGACCCCCCCCACUUCCACGCUGUGCACGGAGCAAACACUUAACGGUGGCGUGGAAUUUAUAAGACUGUAUGGAUUUGGAAAGAUGAAAUUGAUUAUUUUUUAUCUGUUACCGCAAAUUCAUUAACACUAACAAUGACUUAUUUAUAACAGGUGAUGUAUAAAAAAAAAAAAAAAGGCAAGAGUAAAUGUUUGGUAUUAAUUCAAUUGUAUCGCAUUCAGUUUAUAUCUGUAUUUGUAUAUGUAAGGAUUCAUUUGUUUAUCACAUUAUUCAUUACAGGCAGUAAAUCAUCUCCACGGCUCUUGCAGUUGCGAUAUUUGUGGCCUUAUAUCUUUUCAAAACAGCGUUGACGUUUAUUAAUCAUUUAUUUAUACAGAAGUGCUUCAGAUUGUGCGUUCAGAUCAGUGCAGGUAUUGCAGGUAUCCACUGUAUGUUGUACAUUUUGCUAAUAACAAAAAAAGAACUAGAAACAUCUGCUUCUCUCUUCAGUUGUAACACCUGCCUCGCUGUCCAGAAUGUACUUAAUUGGUAUAUUUAAAUUGUUAAACUGCCCUGUAAUGGUACUGCUGAGAGUACUAGUGAAAGCAGAGGGGCUGGCAGGUGGAAGUGGGACAGGCGGGGGGGCAAGUGAGUGGAUUAAUACUCCUUUCUUCUUUAGAAAUAGAUUAGUUUCCUCAGGAGUCCAUUAUCAUCUUUCAAACUCAAUCCUCCUCGGCCUUCGCAGGCUUGGAUAAGGGGCUGAUAGCUCCCGGAGCCACUGGUGAGGAAGAAUCCAAUUGCUUCCUCUUGCUACCUGACUGCAUGCUCCUGGCGUGUUGCUGACAGGCUUCCGUACAGAGAAAAGUCAAAUUAUUUGUUUCACAUAUGCCAUGCCUGUCUGGUCAGAGGCUGAGCGAGAAAAGUACUCGCGCUACUGAAAAUUGGUUCUCUGGCUCACAUGUAGGGGGGAACGAUUUGUGGGAAGAAAGAUUUUUUUUUCAGAUGAUACCAGAGCAGAAAUUGUGACUGCUUAUAUUCAGCAUACAGACAUACAGUUCAGUGCUAUUAAACAUUAAUACAGUUUUUUUGUUGUUGUUUUUACUAUUUGCUAAAAAAAAAAACAUGUCAAAGUUACAGCUGUGAAACGAACCUGGGCUCAGGGUGCUGUUUUAAUUAGAGGGUAUUCACAUCCAAACCGGAGGAAAGGCGUUGGAGCUCUCCUCAUUUUUUUCAAGGGAACAAAAGUGCAGGACUAAAUGGAACCAUUCACAGGCCUCAAGAAUAGAAAAACCGGAUUAGACCUUGUCAAAGUGCUGAUUAAACACCUAAAAAAAAAAAAA
Molecule: messenger RNA, 3488 nt
Organism: Mugil cephalus (flathead mullet)
Lineage: Eukaryota; Metazoa; Chordata; Actinopteri; Mugiliformes; Mugilidae
Gene: gpc5a
Product: glypican 5a
Exons: 9
Coding region: 364-2070 (568 amino acids)
Biological process (GO): regulation of protein localization to membrane; positive regulation of canonical Wnt signaling pathway; cell migration
Cellular component (GO): plasma membrane; cell surface; extracellular region
Source: RefSeq, a predicted model, not a curated record